Aspergillus melleus is the source of this 1212-nucleotide messenger RNA. Its product is annotated as putative oligosaccharyltransferase subunit ribophorin II. Gene Ontology annotation, cellular component: oligosaccharyltransferase complex; membrane. The record is from RefSeq and is a predicted model, not a curated record. Bases 106 to 972 code for a protein of 288 amino acids. Gene Ontology annotation, biological process: protein N-linked glycosylation. The transcript has 4 exons. NCBI's taxonomy places the organism in Eukaryota, Fungi, Ascomycota, Eurotiomycetes, Eurotiales, Aspergillaceae.
AUCGGGUCAUCCUCCGGAACCUCUUGUUUGGCCGCAAUCGCCCUAGAUCCCUCAUUUGGUUUCCAUUGUCUCUUCCCUUUCGGUUUUUUGCCAUUCCCCGUCAAGAUGCAGCUUUGGCACACUCUUCUCCAGCUCGGUCUGCUGGCUUCGACUGCAGUUCCGACCGGCGCGGCUUCCUGGGGAUUUACUGAUGCCACCGUGUCAGUUCACACCAAGGGCGCUGGGGUUGGUUCGGGGUCGAAGGACGAUAUUCCCGACAACAAGGCCCUCACCAAGCCGAUUUCGCUCGGCGGCGCGGACACCCUCAAAGUCACCCUGACCACCCAGGAAGGCCGAUCCGCUAAACGCGCCCAUCAAGUGUUCCUCCUUCUGCAGGACCCGGAAACUGGCCUCGACAUUUCGUAUCCGUUCAAUGUGAAAGAGAAUGGCAAGUCGAGACUGGAGCUGACCCAGAAAGACCUUCCGGUCCAAUUCCUUUCCGUUUCCGAGCCCGUCGACGCACGAUUCCUUGUCGGCUCUUUCGGCAGCUCUGAGGCUUACAAUGGAGCUGCGUUCCCUCUGCUGGUCACCCACGACCCCGAUGUUCCAGUCCCUACGGUCGAGACCUCGAGAUACGGCAAGCUUCCUGAAAUCCACCACAUCUUCAAGAGCGAUCCUCAGAGCCCGCCCGUUGUGAUUACGCUGGCUUUUGUCGGCACCGUGCUUGCUGCUUUCCCUGUUUUGGCAGUCUUGUGGCUUUUCCUCGGCGCCAAUGUCAGUCAUCUCCCUACCGCUCUCAAAUCGGCCCCUCUCCCUCACGCCGUGUUCCUCGGAUCGCUUGUCGGGCUCGAGGGAAUCUUCUUCCUGUACUAUACUUCAUGGAACCUCUUCCAGAUUCUCCCCGCCGUCGCCGCGGUUGGCACGGUCGCAUUCAUCAGCGGAAGCCGUGCAUUGGGCGAGGUCCAGGGCCGACGCCUUGCGGGUCUUCGGUAAAUUCGUCCGGUACUGAAUUUGCCGGCAGUUUGUCAGGACUGUCACUUCGCGACUGUCUUGCGCGAUCUGUCUUCAUGUACGAGUCUCCAUAUCUGCGCAUGUAUAGAAAAUGUGGCAGAUGAACCAAAUCAAGAUGAACAUUAGUAGCUAUUCCAUGAACCAUUCCAAUUCUAGCGCCAAACUACAAAGUAAACAAACUGAGCGCUGCGUCGAACCUGACGUCACCCGCGCGGCUACGUG